AUACGGUUUGGCUCUGCAUCUCGGUGCCAAUGUAAAACGACGACGUUGAAGCUACCACUGGACAUGCCACCCGGCAGAACCCGACGGUGCGGUCUUCUUCAUCCGUCAUCACAUCCGCGUGAGCGGAACUUUUUCGCGGGAAUCAUUGCCAGUCUCAAGCGAAACGGACAAGUGAGAACAGCUGUCGGUGGCGUUUCCAUUCUCGUGAAACGCACGAAUAAAAUCCCCAAUCGCCUUCAGACGCUGUUUAUCCGACUUCUAUAGCUCUCCGAUACAGAUAAUUGAAAGAUGGCCGACGCUUCGCCGUCGACGCAGCCGCAAGACGACGGCGGCACAACCAUAACGGAUCUCGAUGUCGACGCUCUGGUUAACUGCGCGAGCUUCCUUUCCAUUCCGGACGUUCUGAAUAUGGCCAUGUCCUCUAAGCACCUCCAAGCAGCAGCGUUUUCCGAUUCUAUAUGGCUUUCAUUCUUCAGAAAGCGGUGGCCAUCGCUGUUACCUUCCAGCUUCCCUCAGACACUCGGUGCCAGAGAAGCUUAUUUAAGUAGACUUGCUGAAGUGCAGAAGUUCAAGUUCAGUGACCCCUUUGUUGCAGAGUUCAAUACUGAGGCAAAAUCGCUUGAUAAUUUAUUAAUUGACAAGAAUAACAUUAUCUACUCACAGGGCGCUUUGGUUACUGUUUUGAUGAUUGAUGAAUAUCUAAAUGGACAAGACCCUCGUGUUGAACUUAGGGGUCACACUGCUAAAAUUUCUUGUGUGAGAUUGUAUCCCAUUGAUGAAACACCUUUUCACCGAAGUCAGGAUCAAAAGAACGAUAAUUUGGUGGUAACCUCAAGUUUUGAUCAUUCAAUUCGGAUAUGGUUGAAGGGUCGUUGCGUACGGUGCUUGAGAGGUCAUAAUGGUCCAGUUUCCGCACUUUCAGAUGGACUGUUGGAUGGGUGUUCUGGAAAAUUAAUGGCUAGUGGAGGUGAAGAUGGUACUGUUCGACUAUGGUCUCUUGAAUCUGGUGGAAAGGGCCAGCAUGCUUUAAAAGCAACACUGUAUGGCCAUGAAAGGCCUGUUGUUCUUAUGUCAGUGGCCAGGCACAGAACCUCCCUUUUAGUGAGUAUAUCAAAGAAUUCCAAGGUAAUGGUUUGGGACACCACUACAUCAUCUGCAGCUCGUUCUUCUUGUUGUGUGGGAAUGACAACUGUUCCUGGUACACCUGUCGCCAUGAAAUGCCAUGAAUCAUUGAUCUAUGUUGCAGCUGGAUCAUCUGUGGUUGGAAUUGAUUUAAGAACAAUGAAUAAAGUAUUGACAUUGAAACAUCAAGAAGCUAUAUAUUCUUUCGAAAUGGUGCCUCUGAAAUCCUUAAUCUGUACCGGCCUGACGUCCAGGGCAGUGGUUUGGGAUAUUAGGAAAUGCGCUGACACGCAGACAGGGAAAAUAGUAGCUGAGCUAACUGGACAUAGAGGCCGCGUUAAUCUCUUAGGUAUGGAUGCAUACAAAAUCGUGACUGGUGGCCAGGAGGAUCUUCGUUUAAAUGUUUGGGAGGCAGAAACUGGUCAACAAACGAAUUCCCUGAUUUGUUGUUCUGGGGAUGAUCCACACCCUGGCUGUGGCUUUUCAGGAAUGGCUGUUGAUGGCUGUCGGAUUGUUACAACCUUCAGCGAUCAACAAUAUGGUGUUCUACACUUCAUGGACUUCAACAAUGCCACUACUCCUGUCUUGUUUAAUUCAGAUCCAGUAGACCAAUCAAAAUUCUGGAGUCCCAUAUCAUACAGUGACACUGAUGAAUCAGACCGGGAACAGGAAGCUGAAAGAUUGGAGGAUUAAAAUAUAAUCAUAGCACCAUCUAUCAUGACAGUUUUGAUUUCUUUCUGUGUAGUUACACCAGCAAUUCGCAUCAUUGUUAUUUUCUUGGCGAGAGGAAUCAUCAAAGUCUAGAGAGCACAACAAUUCUGGAAGACAGUCAUGGCAUAUUAGCUUCGUUGAAGGGCAAAGGUGGCUGAUCAAUUGUUAGAAUGUAACGCUAAAUUGGCCAUUUGUUGUAUCAAAACGUACAGACGGAUCCAUAUGGUGAUGAAUGAGAGGUGAAUUUCAACCAUGCGGCAAAUCUAUAUAUUUGUAUUUAGGAUAAAAUCAGAGAAAAGUCAGCUGUUUGUAGGUAUUUAAGAGGCAGGUAGAAAUGGCUUUGUUUUUGUUUGUUUGUUUAAAGAUUGUAGUUAUUGCAUCUAGAAAAUCUUGUUUUAAUGUAAAUUACAUGCUCUCUCAAACUA
This is a messenger RNA of Ipomoea nil (Japanese morning glory), 2258 nucleotides long. RefSeq names its product F-box/WD repeat-containing protein sel-10-like. Gene Ontology annotation, molecular function: protein binding. The transcript is spliced from 8 exons. The record is from RefSeq and is a predicted model, not a curated record. The coding region runs from base 289 to 1815 and encodes 508 amino acids. Lineage: Eukaryota; Viridiplantae; Streptophyta; Magnoliopsida; Solanales; Convolvulaceae.